Messenger RNA from Haliotis rubra (blacklip abalone), 3569 nucleotides. RefSeq names its product putative G-protein coupled receptor F59B2.13. Lineage: Eukaryota; Metazoa; Mollusca; Gastropoda; Lepetellida; Haliotidae. Gene Ontology annotation, cellular component: membrane. Gene Ontology annotation, biological process: G protein-coupled receptor signaling pathway. Gene Ontology annotation, molecular function: G protein-coupled receptor activity. The record is from RefSeq and is a predicted model, not a curated record.
UAUAUACUGACUGUGGAACAUCACUUCAUACAGACUGUUGGAGUAUUGUCAGUAUAUACUGACUGUGGAACAUCACUUCAUACUGACAUUGGAUGGAAUAUCAGUUUAUAUUAUAACUGUGAAAUAAAAGUCACCUUUCACAAGAACUGUGAUAAACAAGUUACAUCCACAACAGCUGGGUUAUAAUCACAUUCAACAAAUGCUGUGGUAUAACUGAACAUACACCUGGAAAAUUAUGAUGAAAUAAAAAGAAGACAGAAUAACAGCUGAACACUUCCUCCCAAUUGUUCAAGUCUCCUGUUCUGGAUGAGCAACUCAAGCCUGAAGUGAUGUAGCACAUGUACUGCCAAAAUGUUGAUCCAGGGUCCUUGUUUGAACAUCACUGAUGAGGAGGACAACAACACCGGGCUAGGAAGUGAGCGGGCCAAGCUGUUGUUUGAGGAUGUCAGCUACAUAGUGUAUGGCUUCGCCCUACCGAGUGUGUGUCUGUUUGGAAUGGUGGGCAAUGUCCUUAACCUAACCAUUUUAACACGGCGUAAACUUCAGAAAUCUUUCCGCACACUUGAAAUGGCAGCUAACUACUGCCUUGUGGCAUUAGCUGUAUCUGAUCUUAUGUUUUGUGUAUUUGCUUUUCCGACUACAUUUCUUUCUGGGGAUGACAUGUACGACAAUACUGCGUUUCUUCUGAAGUAUCGGAUGUACGGGACGGCCAUCAUCAAUGUGUUCAUCAUGGUCAGCACGUGGCUGACUGUUGCCAUGUCGCUGGAACGCUUCCUGGCAAUUUGUUAUCCUCUUCGGCAAGACUUAUAUUUAACAACACGUCGGAUAAAAAUCAUCAUUGUGAUCUCAUACAUAUUUUCCUUUAUCUUCAAUGUUCCGAUUCUGUGGCGGUAUGAACCCAGACUCCUGUGUAGCACAAAUUCAUCACAUCCUAUUUACAUGCCAAAAGCAGUUCCCUUACUGGGCAGCGUGAAAAUCGACACAGCUUACCGGAUACUGUGGGCUUUCAUCGGAAACUUCAUUCCUCUGAUCCUGCUCUUCUACUUCAAUGUGUGUUUGUGCAGAAAGAUCUAUCGUUCAUACAAAAUGAGACAAAAAUUUAAACAAGAUCGACAUGGAUCAGAAAACUCGAGCCACACUCUAACAAUAACGCUUGUGGUGAUUGUGGUGAUGUUUUUCAUCCUGGUGGCCCCAUCGGAGAUUGUGAUUGUGAUAACCAAAAUAACAAACAAUGAGAGCAACUAUUCCUAGACUAUAGAAGCUGUGAUGAACUUCCUGCAGUCGCUGAACUUCUCGGUCAACUUCAUCCUGUACUGCAUCAUCAGCCCGUACUUCAGGAAGACGCUCAAGUACAUCUUCUGCUGCGGCUGCUACAACAUCUACCAGGUAUCCAAGCAGUGGAAGAAGGAGUUUGAAACCUCACUCAUGUGACAAUCAGCCCCCCCAGACGGAACUGGAAUUACAAAGUUUCUCAUAAACUCAAUCUCAUUACAAUCAGACAGCUUUCUCCAAUUUGACAUUCUCUGAUACUUGAUACAUUGUAUCGAUACAAGCAUCCCUCUUUAGGAGAUGAUGUCAUGUGACCUUUCUCAUCAGCCUAUCAGUAUGGCGGCUUUGAAAAACAUUCGGUAACAGCAAGUUAUUAUUCAGUGGAGCAUGCUGUGAACAGAUAAUGCUACAGCUGUCAAAACGAGCAUGAACAGACAGUUCCAAACGGACAACAAUAACGGUGGUGCAAUACUGUGUAUAUGUUACAAUUGUUGCUUCAGUCGCAUUACACAAUUAAGGACACAAGAAUUUCUUUCAGCUUCAUUUUUCCUAGACACCAAGUAUUUGUGAAGAAGCAAGUAAAUUUACUUGUUUAGACAGCUCACAUCUGACAGGCUCAUAAAAAUCCAUCUUUCAUGGAGACAGUGUUUUCAGGAUGACCUUAUGAGAUCUAUCUAGGGACUGCAAGGUCCUGGUGGAGUUCAUGAUAUAUUUGGAGCAAAAUCUGCUUUUAAUGACAGUGCUCUUAAACCACAGACUUUACCAAAGAUAAUGUCAGUAUAUUUAUGAAUGACUUCAGUUUCAAUUAAUCUUAUUUUUUGUGAAUUUGAAAUCCAUCUUUUACACAUUUCCCCCAUGUAUGUCAUAUAGGAUUUAUACACCAGUGUUGGGCACAGUCUUCAACAAUGUGUCAGUAUUACCCUCUUGAUCAUUAGCAUCCUCCUGGGAUAUGCACAUAGAACAAUUCAUUGUCAUCAGGUAGAAAAAGUGCUAUGUCAGCAGAAACAUUUCACCCUCAAUCUUGUAGGACUUGUACCCACUCUUAGGACAUCAUCACUUUAGUCAGUGUGAGUACUUCAGCACAAUCUAGCCCUCCAUCCAUUCAUCAAUUUACUUCCCAAUCCAAUCACUGUAAAUGAAUAAGGUCACCCAGAUAUAAAGGUAAUGAUCCACUGUGCGUGGACGUAAUCUGUGAUGCAGUAUCUAUUUGCAUGAAUAUUCUUGUUUAGAUUGCCAUGGCAUACUGUGACAGGCUACAGAAACAAGAAAGUAGUUGUGGCCUAUGAACUGAGUGAAUGUAAUGACCUGUACAUAUCCUGUCCAGUCAAGAGACUCUGGUCGCUGCAGGCUGGAAAUAUUGCCUUCUAUAAUUGCCAUGAGGGACCAGCCAUUUAAUACUCUGAGGGCUGGGUUUUCUUUCUUUUUUACAGCCAACACAUUAAUUGAAUUUUCUGUUUCAUAAAAUUCUUUUUUAACCUGAUAUUUAUUACUUUUACAUCAUUUUCUGGAACACAACACAGAAUAUAAAAUGGUCGGCCCCAGCCGUGUUGUUGGCCAAUGAACUAACAUCUACAGUUACCUGACCAAAGAAUUUCUUGUUGUGUAAUGUUUUCAUCAAGAACAAUAUCCAGACUAGGACGUUUCCUCUCAGGUAACUACAGCUGUGCGCUGUUGAUGUUGGUAUGUAUAUAUCCAUUAUUACACAUCGGAUGGUCCAUAUGAUUCAAAUCAGAAUUUCACUGAAUAUGGACUUAUUCCUUAUAAAAUGUGCAUAAUAUAUAGUUUCCAUGGAGACAGUCUAUAUCUUGUUGCCAGUCUCUGUUCUUUUAUCUUUAAGAAUUUACCCCCAAAUAUUAUUUUUUUUGUUCUUACUAUCAUUAUCAUAAACUUGAAACAUUUUCAGCUAAAAUAAUCUUUUGUGAAUUAGAAAAUAUUAUGGUUAAUAUGCAGGUGUUGUUAUAACAUUAUGAUUAUGCUGUAAAAGGCUUUCAUUCUGCAUAGUUGAUAUAUAAGGGAAAUAUUCCGACUGAACAUAGUUUUGCAUGUCCACCCUAUAGUCUGUGUAGAAACAGUGUUAUGUAUGUCCAGACCCGACAGCACAUUUGUUAGAAACCUUGACAUAUUAGAUAUAAUAGUUGCUCCUCCAUGUCAGGUUACUGUGAAUACUUGUGAGUCAAGAAGCUUGAAGGACCUGUCCAGUUUAGUGAGGUUCCACUGUUUAAAGAACAGACACUGGCACAGGUGUGAUGUUAUUGCUCUGUAUGACUGAUGUGCGCGGAAUAAAAGUUAUAAUGUUGACA